AUGGUUGCUCCGAACAUGCCUGAUCCCUUCUUCGCCGACAUUGUGACCGUUUUUCCGGGAAAUGCAUGGCAAACCAAUGCAAUGGCAAACAUUAUGAGGAACAAUGAAUUAACUGAAGCAAUGCAAUCUAUCAGAGACAUGGUUGCUGCUAUAAUGAGGAAUCAAAGACAUGAAGGAAACCCUGAAUCACAAGGUUUAGCUGAAUUUAGGAGAAACAAACCCCCACAAUUCUCUGGAGGAUAUGAUCCAGAAAAAGCUGAAUUAUGGAUUAAAGAAAUGGAGAAAAUAUUUCGAGUUAUGAACUAUGUUGACAACCAAAAGGUCAAUUAUGUUGUAUCUAUGUUAAUAGGAGAAGCCGGAUAUUGGUGGGAUGGUACCAGGAGAUUACUUGAAGGAGGAAGAAUAAUUAUUACCUGGGAUGUAUUUAGAACAAGGUUUUUAGAAAAAUAUUUCCCUAAUGAUGUGAGGAGAGCAAAAGAAAUAGAGUUCAUGCAGUUGAAGCAAGGAAGUAUGAUAGUAGGGGAAUAUGCUUCCAAGUUUGAAGAAUUAGAAAAAUACUCUACUUUCUUUUAUCACCCAAAAGGAAAUGAUGAAAUGUAUAAAAUUUGA
This is a messenger RNA of Vigna unguiculata (cowpea), 609 nucleotides long. The record is from RefSeq and is a predicted model, not a curated record. NCBI's taxonomy places the organism in Eukaryota, Viridiplantae, Streptophyta, Magnoliopsida, Fabales, Fabaceae.